Molecule: messenger RNA, 9453 nt
Organism: Tyto alba (common barn owl)
Lineage: Eukaryota; Metazoa; Chordata; Aves; Strigiformes; Tytonidae
Gene: SH3RF2
Product: SH3 domain containing ring finger 2
Exons: 9
Coding region: 471-2585 (704 amino acids)
Biological process (GO): negative regulation of apoptotic process; positive regulation of proteasomal ubiquitin-dependent protein catabolic process; protein ubiquitination
Cellular component (GO): nucleoplasm
Molecular function (GO): protein phosphatase 1 binding; ubiquitin protein ligase activity
Source: RefSeq, a predicted model, not a curated record
GAGCUGAACAGGUUGAGUGACUUCAGGCUGUGGGAGGAAUAAAUCGUCUUGGGUUGCUUCAGAGAGCUGAGGCAGCCAAACCGGGCGAGGAUGGCACUGCGGAGCACCUCGCGUCUCUGCCAGGUACCUCCAGAGAGUGUUUGCGUUUGAAGGACUUUUUACAGGACUGCUGUCAAAACGGGUAGAGAGCGAGCUUAAUUGGGACUGAUCUGAAAAAAAAAAAAAAAAAAAAACGAGGCGGUGUGUAGGUGUGCAAGGGAUGCGGCGAGCGGCUGCUCUCAGCCGGAGCCGAGCAUAAACAGGUCCAGUCUGAUGUUUAUCAGGGAGUCUCAUCUCCUGAGCUGGAUAGCUGUCUGAGCCCAGGAUUUUGGUGCGGUUCUCACGGGCGCAGGAAAACGUCUCAGCCCGCUCCGGUGGAUGCGGCGUGUGGAUGGCUCCAGCUCUGCUCGUGACGGGGCUCCGCGCUGAAGAUGGAUGACUUAGCUCUCCUUGACCUGUUGGAGUGUCCUGUGUGCUUUGAGAAGCUCGAUGCCACAGCGAAGGUGCUGCCUUGCCAGCACACUUUCUGCAAGCCCUGCCUGCAGAGGAUCCUGAAAUCCCAGAAGGAGCUCAGGUGCCCCGAGUGCAGGACCCUCGUCCUCUGCGGCAUCGAGCAGCUGCCCUCCAACCUGCUCCUCAUUCGCCUCCUGGAUGGAGUCAGGUGUGGACAAAACGUUACCAGGUUUGGCUCGAUCCAGAGGUCGGGGGUCCUGUCCUCCCCUGCCUCCAUCAGGAGAGUCCCCAGGGGGCUGCAACUUCAUCAGCACCGGCUGGCGACAAAUCCCAGGAUCCACAUGGAAGGGGUCCCGCGAGCCAAGGCCCUGUACACCUACCGCGGGCACAACCCCGGGGAGCUGAGGUUCAACAAGGGGGACAUCAUCGUGCUGCUCCGGCAGCUGGAUGAGAACUGGUACCUGGGGGAGGUCAACGGCAUCAGCGGCGUUUUCCCCGCCAGCUCCGUGCAAGUCAUCAAGCACCUGCCCCUGCCAGCGCCGCUCGGCAGAGCGCUCUACAGCUUCGACCUGAGGAGCAGGGACAAGACCGACAGCAAGGACAGCCUGGCCUUUCACAAGCCAAACACCACUGCAAGGCAACUCCUGCAGACCAGCAAAAGCCACUGGUCCCCCCAGUUCAAGUGCGCGUCCCUACGGACAGCGUCUCCCAAGGCCAAGGGCGCGGAUUCGCCGGCUUUCCCCAAGGUGCCCGACUCCAGGCGGAAGAGCCUGCGGCCGUUCUCCAUCACCACCGCCCUGAACACCCUCAACCGGAUGGUCCACGCGCCCGCCGAGCGCCCGGCGCUGGAGAUCAGCUCCCCCGUGCUCAUCAGCUCCAGCAACCCCACCGUGGCCACCCAGAGCAGCGAGAAAGCGGAGUUCCCCUACGGCACCCCUCUCCAGGUCAGUGCCUCUUACUAUCCUGUGCCAGGAUCGCUGGGGCACUCAGCAGCCAUUGUCACUCUUCCCCAUCUGCAGCACCACAUAUCGGCUUAUAUGUGCGUGGCUCUCCAUUCCUACGUGGCUCACGGACCGGAGGAGCUGGAGCUGCAGAAGGGAGAAGGGGUCCGCGUCUUUGGGAAAGACCACGACGGCUGGCUGCGGGGCAUGUCCCUCGUCACGGGGAGAGUGGGGAUCUUCCCCAGCAACUACGUCGCUCCCCUCUUCAGGAAAACUAAUCUCUCUGACUCGAAGAUGCCUUCCCUGUACGCCUCAUGGACGCUGUCGACCUCCUCGCUCUCCUCUCAAGGGAGCAUCUCAGAAAACGGCCCGAGACAGAGCAGACCCUUGAACCCGGCGCUGCUGCCCGUGCCCGUCCCCUCGCCCGGGAGGAGCGCGGUGGCCGCGGGACAGGCAUCGCUGCGGCGCGGACGCGGCAGCACGAGGAAGAAUGGAUCCCUGCAGAGGCCGGGGCAGGCAGGGACCCCCGUGCAGGUUGCUGGCUCCCUCAGGCGUCCCCCCACGGCUGCGGGGCGGCCCCAGCAAUUUCAGCUUUACCAGCACGUCAGCCCCCAGCCGCACAGCAUCCCCCCCGGGGCUGGCAUGGCCGAGGCAGGAACGAGGCUCAGCUUCUCCCACGAUGCUUCACCGGCGCUUGUGGUCAGAGGAGGGGAAAGCAGGUCUCCCUCUGUGUGCAGCUCGGUGAUCCUGGAUGCCAAAGACCCUCCAGCAAAGAGUGAGGCAGCGCCAAAGCCGCCGGCGUCAGCCCCGCCAUCCAUCCUGGUGAAACCAGACACGUCCCGCAACAGCGCCGAGAAGCAAGUGAAGACGGUGAGGUUCCAGAACCACAGCCCCCCGCCACCCAAGCGGCACAGCCUGCAGCCCUCCCCGAGCCUGCCGCGCGGCCGGACGGAGCCGCUGGCCCCGGCUGAGGUUCUGCUGCCCGAAGCCGGCCUGCCGGGCCCCGAGCUGGCCGUGCUCUACUCGCCCAGGACCAGCUCCAGCCCCCUGCACCAGCGGCGGGCGCUGCACCCCAAGGCGCUGUCGCUGGACCUCUCCGGGCAGCUCACCUUCCCCGCCAAGAAGAACUACAGCAGCGUUUCCGCAAACUGACGGGGUAAACUCCUCCGCUCGCUCGCUCUCCCGCCCGCCGCCUCCACCGCUCCCCUCCCAUGGCGGGGGGCAGGUGUUCCCCGCGUCCCCCCCUCCACGCCGCUGGCACCCUCGGGCCGCGCAGGCCUCCUGGGGGAGCUCCUGGGGGAGCGGGACGGGACACCCGCAAAACUGAUGCUCUUUGGUGUCGCAUAAGGCUGCCCGUAAGGUACCAGAGGAGGAACAGAGGGGGAAGAAGGCGUGCAGGUAUCAGAAACAGUUGAGCUUGUUUUGAUCUCCUCACUGCUGCAGGAAAGCCCACGGAGAUCAAAACACUGGUUCGUUACCUUCCUGCUUCUGCAGGAUAAAGAAACCGUAAAUCAAAAUCAGUCAGUCCCUAGCUGACAGUUCACGUUGCCUUUUGAUGGGGGGGUUUACUCCGUUUUUUUUUUUUUUAGGGUUGUUUCUCGCUUGCUUUUCUGCUUGGUUUUAGUUCAGGAGUCUUAACACAGAAUACAGUUUAAAAGGUGAUUUGGAAAGAGACAAUGGGAAGGGACGUGCCGUUACCGCAGUCACUCAGACUCUGCAGACAGGGGCACUGAAUCUUGCUUCUCCUCAUUGCUUGGUUUCCUCUGAUUCCCUGUCAGCUACCUCCCAGCCAUCCAGGAGCUCAAUCCAACUCCUUCCCACCGCCCACCCAUUCAGAUAUUGGCUUUGUAAAUAUUCAAAGUGGAAUUCAGAUGUUUAAGUCUACAUUAAAAUGCAUGAAACAUUAUCUACGUGACAGAAAGCAGAAUUCAGCAUUCACCCCUCUGCCGUGGCAACACCAGCUCCAGUUUUGAGCUGACCCCAUUUCCAGCAUCCUCCUGCGAAUCCACGGGGAAGCAGGCAGAGGCAGGGAGCUGUGCCCAGCUCGUCAGCUGGGACUGCUCUCCACAAACCCCUGCACAACAGCUUUGGGUUUUCACACUUCGGUUUUACUGCCGGUUUAUAGACCAGCAAUUCCCAUCCUAGCCACAACCACCGACCGCUAGAUCUCCCAACGGUGGUAGCUGUGCUUCAUCCAAAACUGCUGUAAAAUCACAUCCUUGGUUAACUGUGUACAAAACCUGUGAAAAUUAACUCCAUUGGUCAACAAAAACUCUCCAGGGCACUGUCACCACCUGAGAGAAGGAUGUUUUCUUCUGGAACAAAGAAAAGGGAACGGAUAAAAUCAUUUACUAGUCUGCAGUCCCUGUUCUUUUUCAGACUUUCUGUUUGUGGAGCGGGAAGCUGGCAUCUGCCCGCAGGGAUUUUCAGUAACACAGAAAUCACCAAUGGCACAGCUAAAUUCUUCACCUUGUGCUCUCUGUCACUAUUUAGGCUCCGGCAGAAAAAAUCCUGACAAACUGAAAAUGUGCAGUUUGCCCGGGUAUGAAAGGUGGCACAGGCUGCAAAUAAGAGGGUAAGCCUGACUCUCAGCAACACCACCUCAAAGACAGACGAACACCUCAGAGAAGACAUGCCGGUUCUUUGCUGAAGACUCCUCUCAUCCCUUUAAAACUAAACCAGAAAACCUCAUAAGCUGGCUCUGUAACCAAGGACACAUCCGCUUCUCUCAAGCACGUUCAGAAAAAAUGAGAAUUGCAUUAGGUACGUCCCGGACCAGCUUGGGCAGUACUUCACAGCCCUGGUUUGGAGGGAAGGAGGGGCUGCGGGCUCACGCCUGGCUCCAGCUGCGACCACUUGUGGCAUGCUAACGAGAAGAUAGAGCCAAGCUGUAAUCUGCUGACGAAGCAGCUAAUUAACACACUCAGCAGCUGACCUCCCCCCAAGGCUCACAGGAGACGGUGGCAUGGGUGGCCGGAGCUACACCAGAAUUAAUCAUGCAGGUGGAAAUGCUGGGAAAGAAGGAGCAGUGGGGAACGCGAAGCCCAGCUGAAUCCGUGGCGUGUGUAGGGAAGGGGGGGGAACUUCUGCAGGUUACUGCCCCCGAAACCAGUGUCCUCAUCUCAUGCCAGUACAACAGAGCCCUGGUUUAGCUGGAGUGCCGUGGCCGAGCUGUCUGGGGAGUGGGGUGACGCGGGUGGGAGCAGGCUGGGGAGGGGGACGGGCCGUCCCCACGCACACACCGCGGCUGGUGCCGGCCCUGAGGUUGGACGCUCAGCUGCGAGAGGAGCUGUGAGCCCCCGGUGUCCCCGGCAGCGGUGAGCCCGGCGCGGGAUGACCAGCCAGCUCCCAUCAAAGACCUCCCCUCGUUACCAGCAAUUAACCCUGCGGGACCCCAGCGCCUGUCUCAGCAGGAGCUCGGAGGGAGCGCUCCUCCGGGCCGGGGACCACGUCGGUAACCGCUGGCGCUCGGGGGAGCCCCACGACAUCUAGAGAUUUGGAGGCGAGGGGCAGACAGAAAGCACCAAAGCAGAGGUCAGGGCGGGGUUUGGACAGAUGUACGCCGAAGCCAGUCACCUUGGGAAUGUAGCCUACGUUUUCCCAGAGGCAAGCGUGCAAGGCCAGGCAGCAAGGAAAAGCUUCAAGUUCAAUUUGGGGCUGGAAAAUGAAAAUCUCAGACAGCAACAGACAGAUGUGACUGCAGCUCCACUUCUCCUGCCACCAAAACCCAGGUACAAGGAAAGGAAGCACCUCCUUUGGCCCGAUUUAUCAGAUGCACUAAGCUUCAGGGGACACCAAGAACAUCAGGAAAAGCCAAAGGUGCUCAGCAUGCCUUGAGACUUAACAAGCCGUGAAGUCUUUCCGCACAUCUGGGCUCACAGCAGCCGGAUACCGCCCACAUUCUCAGUUCAGAAUAUUGCCUUUCAUGGAACAAAACCACCCUCUUACCCUCCCAUAUCAAGAUAAACAGCAAUAAGUUUUCACAGCAUCCACGCACCCAGGGAAGCCAGCAAAACUGUUCAGCCCAUUACACGAUGCUGAAGUCUUGAGACAAAUACAACCAAAAAGCACCACAGGUCUCUCCUGGCCUUGGCCCUUAGCCCGCUGCUUUAGGACAGCAAGGGACAGCAGUGGGGUGGCAGGGACAGAGAAAGCUCUGACACUCGUGCACACACGCGCAGCCACAGGCAGUGACAGGGAAGGGAAGCACUGGCAGCAAAAUUGGUGCUUUGGUAAAAGAGCAGGCAGCUAUUUUGGGACAGAUGUCUCAGAUUCUUGCACAGGAUAUUUCAGUGCUUUGAUGCUAUGGUGAUAAGUGCCCUAAAUAUAUUCAAAAUAUGUAGGGAGAGAGAACUGAAAACAAGACAUAUUUUAAAGCAACAGCCCUAAUAAGCAUCUUGCUCCCAUAGACAUACCUGCCCACUGGUUUCAUACUGCAGCCCACCGAGCAAAAUUGCUAAAUCCUCCUCACCUUCCCCACUCCUCCCCUGGCAACACCUUGGAGGAAGCACCUGGACUACGUUACUUCACAACGGAACAUCCCAAGGAAGAGGGACUAGAACUCAGAGCUUUUUCUUCCAAAAGCCCAGGCUAAAGCAGAACCUCGUGGAGCUCAGCUGGAGCUUUGUCACGAGCCCCGAGCAAGUCAGUGCCCAACAAGUAGCCCUGUUCUACACGGAGAAGCUGAUCAUGCUGAGGAAGACAUGGACUGGGUCUGUCAGGGAGUGAUUCUCUAAGUGCACCAGACUAAAAACUUCUGUUCCAGAACAAUUAGUCCAACCACUUUUACUUCACAAGCAGAAUCACCACACCGACUUCUUGGAGCAUGAGCAAACUUCACAUUUAUUGUUUCAGCUCUGUGCUGCUGACUUGAAGCGCACUGCGUCUUCCAAGAGGAUCCGCUCCAAACCCCUGUCCUUCUCUGGCUACUGUCAUCCAAUUUUUUUUUUUUUUUUUUUUUAAGUUGGGUAGCAAUGAAAAGGGAGGCAUCACAUGUUGGCAGGAGGGUGGUAGCUUUACAUGGAGGUAGGCGAGUUCUUCAAAGGUUUAAGUAUAUAUAUAAAAAGAACAGAACUUCCCUCCUGUCUUCCCACCCUCCAGACUCUCUUCAGCCCAUUUUCCCAGUAAAGAGAGGUUAGACAUCAGCAUUGAGCCACUGUUUUGUCAUUCCUGAGUUGGCCAGGAGGGCCUACGUGGGAAGGCCACCCAUUUCCCCCCAGGGAUGUCUCCCCUCUGCAUGGUCAAUGGCACAGAGGAGGACUGGCCAAACCACCAAGUCUGCAGUCUUCUCCUUGACCACAAACCAUCCCAUGAAGCACAGAAUGCAAAGAAAACAUUAGGAAAGGCAAAAUACAGUUGCAGGCGUACUGUAGCAUAAUGUAUUUCUAUAAUGAAAAGACCCUGUUCUCUGCCUGCCCGGCUGGAGGGGUAGGCAGGCGAUCCAGGCUGGGAGCACCCGGAGCAUCGCGCUUGAGAGGAGCUCUGGAAAAGGGCAUAAAGCAGCACAGGGGACAGAGGGACCGUUAACGAACCUCUUGCAAGUUCCUGAAUUGGGCUUAUUUUCUAUCUUCUCAUUCCUUAUGAUCAGUUAAUGAUUUGGAGCCCGAAUCGGAUCAUUCAUCAGCUCAGCUUUAACUGCCUGCCUACCCUGGCAGAAACCUUGGAGAGCUUCAGUGAGUAACCUACCCCCUAGCUCGGGCUGCAGUCACGCUUCCUGAGAAAUUACAGGCAGAAGCAGCAGAAGUAAGAACACAAACCACCAGUGAAAUCUCUCCACAUCCCUUCCCAAAGAACACCCCCCUGUCCCCACCAGCAGCGGCGAGGAACCUCGAGGCCAGGGGGGGGCUCUCCCACCACUGGCCACGGAGGAAGGUCGAAGUGAUGGGAAUUCUGCAAAGCUCUUUCAGCUGGCACUGGUGCUGCAUGGCUGCUCUGCUAGGAGCCCGGGAACCGAAGGCAGGCCGGGUCCGUAGAAAGUCCCCCGGGAUCAGUCCCUGCUCUGUGGGAAAGAGGAUCCAGUGAUCCCUUGGUUGGAAAACGUGAGUCCUACGAGGGGGUGCUGCGGCCGGGCAGCGUCGGGGCCCGCGGAAGCCGCGUUGCCCGUGGCGGGGGACGGCCGGGCUCGGGCUCGGGCAGCUCCAGCACCCCAGGGAGCAGGGAGCCAGGGGUGCCGAGGCACCGCGAGCAUCACCCUGCCCGCCUGCGACUGCCGUUCCUCUUCCAGUCGCUGAGCCUUCGACAGUCAUUCCAGGAGCGUUUCCUGCAGCCACGAGGGCUCCUCUUCUUGCAUGGAAGUCAAGGGGAUUUUUUUUUUUUUUUUUUUUUCUUUUUCUAUCUUUUAACAUAACCUCAUGGUUCCAAGAGCCUGGGGCUUUAGAAAGAAAAGCAUCCUAAUCCCAAUACACUAGUGAAAAGCCACAGUGUGCAGGACACCAGGCAUUUGCUUCUUUCGCUCUCCCAGCAGCCCUGCUCUCCCCUCAGCAAAGGUCCAUUUUCUAAAACUAACAUUAGAAAAACACUGUUAAGGUUGUAGUGCAUUCAGACUUCUCACCCACGUCAUAUUCUUAGUCACCAGGUGUUUUAAUGAACACUUACUUCCAAACGUUCUAUUUCCUGACUUCAUCCUGUUUAAUUUUUCGUAAGCCAAAGCAAAACAAGAACUGUUGAAACACCAAGCAUCUCCUCUGGAUUCAGAAAACCCAAGAAAUUUGCUUGAGAAGAAAAACCUGAGAGAAUAGGCAGCCUUUACCUAAGAGCCCCCAGCCUCGGCUGCAGGAGGGGGGGGCCCUCGCCCCAUCCCUCACUCUAGGCAGGAGGAAUGCAAACACUGGCCCAAAAUAUUUAAGUUGGAAACACCAGAGCAGCCCAGGAAUGUGUAAGUUCAUGUGUACAUUUAUCAUUAUUUUAGGAGGUUUAUUCAUUGCCCAAUAGUUAUUGCAGACCAUUUGUGCAACUACAUGUUUUUAAGUGUAAUAAUAGCCGUAGACUUUAAGUUUUUCAGGAUUUUUUUGCCUUGAGUCUCAGUAUCUCCCCUGUUUAAAAAGUAGCAUUUCAUAAUAUUCAUAAAAUCGGUGUUUAGAACCCAAAACCACCCAGGUGAAGCGACGGGGACUUACCAGCGAGGUCGGCAGGGGCUCGCACGAGCUGAUCACCCCGUGCCCGUUUCACAGCUGUGCAGGGAGCAGGAACCAUGCUGGGGGCUGGCACACGGGGUACCUGACCGUGGUCAGGCUGGUGAAGGCUAGACGUGUACUAAAAGGGGAAAAAAGAUCUAUUUAUACCAAAGUUCCAACCAAAAUAAAUUUUAAAGGCAGUAGGGAUCGAGGAAAGGUAGUUCACCUUGAUCUCCUGUGUUAACAGACCAGCAAAUUUUGUUGUCUUUCUGCACUGAGCCCAGGAAACACUAUAAUGAAAUGUUACAGCCAUGUUACUAUAAAUGAGAAAACAGAAAUGACUAUUUUUACAUGUAUAUGCUUAGAAACAGUAGAAUAUAUAAUCUUCUCUUAUUUGGUGAUGGGUAGGAGGAAUAAAUAAAAUACAUACAUUUAGCUUGUUGUUCAGAGACACUUGUACAAAUUCAGUGAUGCUCAAUAUUUUUUCCAUGAUGUGAAGUUCAUUUUUUAGGAAGGUUUUUUCAAUUUAACAUACUAUCAGGGAGAAGAGAAAAGUCAAUAAACAAAAAUAUAUUAGCUUUCUGUUUUGUAUUAACCUUUAAGAUAUUUAUUUUGUAUUUCUGUAACUGAAAAAGAAUGGUUUAAAAACAUUUUCAGUUUUCAGAGGUUUAUUCAUCUAAGUUUAUAGCACUAAUGUUUAGAUCUGUAGCCUGUAGGUUAAUUAAAUUAAUCGGAGCCGAGUGGAUUACGGCAGCGAGAGCGGCGGAGCGGAGCUGCGGCACGGUGCACCAGUUCGGGGCUGGCGGGGUGGGGGCAAACACCGGCCUUGGGAAAGCUUUGGGCGUGGGCAGCAUGCCAUCCCCUGGGAGCUGCUGUGUUACCAUUAAAACUUUUUGCAUGAAAAAAAA